AAAUAAAAAUAAAAUAAAAUAAAAUCGUGAUAAAAAAGAAGAGGUCGCGUUGGAGGACCGCCCAGUGCCCACGGCCACGGGACAGGACGGCUAUUUACAAAUUAGUAAGAUAAUAAAAAGUAAAUUUUUGGGGGUGGAAUAAAAUCUAAAAAGGAAGGAUAUUGAUUUAUUAACGGAGUAGAAAUAGAAAAAGAAAAAGAAAAGAGAAUCAAUGUCUUUGAGAGAAAACUGAAAACUGAAAACUGAAAACUGAAAAGGAGGGAGAGAGAGAGAGGGCGUGCGUGUAUCCUAGCCCUAGUAAUAGAAGAGAGAGAGAGUGUAGUUAUGUCAAACUCAAACAACGCAGUGGCGAAUGGGGUGGCGGGUGCUGGUGGAGGAAUUAUUGCUCAGAUUAUCACGUAUCCUCUCCAGACCGUGAAUACGCGGCAACAAACGGAGAGAAGAGCCAAAUCCAAAGUAUCCAAUUCAAAAAUCACAACUGCUGAUUCUUCUUCUUCUUCUUCUUCUUCUUCUGGUCGUGCUAGUACUCUUGUUCAAAUCCUGCAGGUAAUAAGAAGCGAAGGUUGGGGAGGUCUUUACAGCGGUCUCAAGCCUUCUCUCUUUGGAACUGCUGCUUCUAUGGGAAUAUAUUACUAUUUUUACCAGGUAUUCAAAAACAAGGCUGAGGCAAUCGCACUCGCCCGCCAAAUCAAAGGCCGCGGCGAUGGUUCUCUUGGCAUGUUUUCCUGGCUUCUCGUUGCCGCUCUUGCUGGUUCCUUGAACGUAUUGCUGACAAAUCCUAUUUGGGUUCUCGUCACUCGUAUGCAGACGCAUACUCAGGCGGAAAGAAAAAUUAUGGAGGAACGAAAAGGAGCUCUACUUAAGGAGGCUUCUGAAAGCAGUUUCAACAGCUCUGUUUUGCAACACAAAUUGGCUGAGCUUGAUUCGUUGAAGCCUCGUCCUUAUGGAACUCUGCGAGCAGCCCAAGAGGUGUAUGCUGAAGCAGGAAUUGCAGGGUUUUGGAAAGGCAUUAUCCCAACACUUAUAAUGGUAUGCAAUCCAUCAAUCCAGUUCAUGAUAUAUGAGAGCUCAUUAAAGCAUUUGAAGGCAAGACGUGCAGCUCGCAAGCAGGGUCAGGGAUCAAACAAUCCAGCUGCUUUAGAGGUUUUCUUAUUAGGAGCCUUGGCCAAACUGGGAGCAACUAUCUCCACUUACCCCUUGUUAGUUGUCAAGUCAAGGCUGCAAGCAAAGCAGGAGAUUGGGGGGAAUAUUUCCUUGAGAUACUCAGGUACCAUUGAUGCUAUAAUUAAGAUGAUCCAAUACGAAGGGUUGACUAGCUUUUACAAAGGUAUGAGUACGAAAAUAGUACAAAGUGUUUUUGCGGCCUCCGUACUUUUUAUGGUUAAGGAGGAAAUUCUCAAGGCUUACAUCUUGACGGCUUAUAAAUGCAAGCAACUCUUAUCAACAUCAAGUUUUGGAAAGCGAUCACCACACGCCGGAUGACACUUUCAUAUUUGGUAAUACAUAAUAUAUGUACAAGGAAUGAUCAAAUAAAGUUUCAUCACAUUUAAUGAAUAUAUGAAAAU
Molecule: messenger RNA, 1565 nt
Organism: Morus notabilis
Lineage: Eukaryota; Viridiplantae; Streptophyta; Magnoliopsida; Rosales; Moraceae
Product: peroxisomal nicotinamide adenine dinucleotide carrier
Exons: 11
Coding region: 325-1482 (385 amino acids)
Biological process (GO): transmembrane transport; nucleotide transport
Source: RefSeq, a predicted model, not a curated record